Dibothriocephalus latus is the source of this 789-nucleotide messenger RNA. The record is from the annotation of a GenBank genome assembly. NCBI's taxonomy places the organism in Eukaryota, Metazoa, Platyhelminthes, Cestoda, Diphyllobothriidea, Diphyllobothriidae.
AUGCAGUCGGCCAAGGUCGCAGCUGAGAGUGAUGUUCCCCAAGGCUCCGUCAUUGGGCAUAUUUUAGUAGGUAUUUACAUCAACGAUUGUGUCCGGCAGCUGGAUUGCGGUAUCGUCAUGUUCGCCUGUGAUAUAAAACGUUGGCGCAUCAUUCGAAUUGCCGUUGUCGAAGAUAACUUGCAGGCAAAUAUAAAUCGGCUCCAAAAAUGGUCGAAGGACUGCCGUUCAAUGAGAGCUAUGAAAGGAGUGGACGCCCAGAAGGACUUUGGACUCUGGAUCACGCCCCCGCUUAAACCUUCCCUGCAUUGCGCGAAGGUAGCGAAGUCUGCUUUGUCGGUUAUGUACCUCGUCAAACGAGCUGUUCCUGCCUUUCAUGGCGAUGGCUUCACAAAAGACUUUGGAACCUUCGUACGACCGCAACUAGAAUCCGCCAUCCAAGCUUGGGGGCCCUGGGCGGCGAAAGACAUUAACAUCGUCGAAAAGGCUCAAAGGCGUGCAGCCAAACUUGCGAACUCUGCAAUCAGCAAGGGAGCAUCUGCCGCAGUCGAUGAUGAUCCCAGUGACUUCCACCCACUCCCAUUGUUCCCUCCCGCCCUCCAACUAUGUUCCACCACAUGGCACAAGUCAGCUGCCCUCGGCAAUAAACUGAGAUACUAUUCCCGAUCAAUGAAAAAGUUCGCGUUCAAGGUAUCUGCCUGGUUAAAGAAAAAGAGGAGUCGCGUACAGGAUCGAUUGAUUUAUUGUCCUGAGCAUUCGAAAUCUCACAGGGGUCCAUCUUCAGAGAGGUAA